Messenger RNA from Lolium perenne, 829 nucleotides. RefSeq lists its product as uncharacterized. The record is from RefSeq and is a predicted model, not a curated record. Lineage: Eukaryota; Viridiplantae; Streptophyta; Magnoliopsida; Poales; Poaceae.
AUGGCAAUCACAAAAUUAGCGACUCUCGGGUUCAUUGUACUCUUGAGCAUUGGACUGUCCAAUGCUGGAAGGGUGGCUAGAUUCUCUAGUUCUCAAGGAGAGGGAUAUGGAGGGGGAGGCGGUGGGGGUGAAGUGAGUGGUGGUGGCUCAGGGUCGGGGAAUGGAGCUGGGUCUGGCCAGAGUUCAAGCAGUGGUGUGCAGUCAAGCGGUGGAGGUGGAGGUGGAGGGGGUGGUGGUAGUCAAUACGGUGGUACUGGAUCCGGUAGCGGGUCCGGUGCUGGCACAGGCUCUAGUGCAUAUAAUGAAGAUACAUAUUAUGGUGAUGUUGGUGGAUCUUCUAGUUCUGGUGGUGGCGGUGGUGGCAGUGGUGGAGGACAAGCAACUGGAGGUUCUUAUGGAUCUAGUGGCUAUGGAUCUGGUAGUGGUAGUGGAAUCGGCUCUGGCAGUGCAUCUAAUAACUACGAUUAUGAAAAUAGAAAUGCAAAUGCCUAUUCUAACGGUGGUGGCAGUGGCAAUGGGCAAGGCACAAAUGGCGGGAGCGGCAGCGGCAGCGGCUCUGGAUCUGGUUUUGGCAAUGCCAAACCGUAACACUCAUCAUCACACCAAUCAAAAUAUGAAGCCCAACCUGCACUAUGUCGAGUGGGUAUCAUAUAAUUUAUUUGUAUUUGUUUGACUUUUUAUGAUGUUUGUUACAAGAAAUAAAGGGCUUCAUCGUUCAGAUAAAACGUUAGUAAUGUCUCAGCAAGAAUAUUGCGUGACUAUGGGUUUCUUUAAAUGUAAUAUGUCUUUACCACUGUAUAUCUAGUUAUAUUUUUACAACUUCGAAGUA